UUAGCUUCCACGGCUGGGAGAAUGCUACUAUGGUAGCCGGUGAGAUCGAUUCGUUUCGAGUACUACGAAAAGGAUUUCUCUGGGCUGUCUGCGGGGUUGGCGCCAUCUACCUAUCUGUUGCAAUUUUGUUGGCUGCCGCGUUCGAUUGGAACAGCACAUCCAUCGAGGCUGCGAAAGAAAGCGUUCCCGACAACUACCUGGCGCUCUAUCUUGGUGGCAGCAACUCUGCGAAUAUCGCAUCGGCCGUGCUGAUAUCUCUCUCCGCAUUUGGCAGUAUACUCAGUGUGACAUAUACUUGCGUUCGUGUCAAGCAAAGUAUAUCUUGGGCGAACAUCUUACCCUGGUCUCAAAUCUGGAGAAGAUCGGGCCCAGUGCACCCCCAAUACAGAUGGCAGCAAAUUGGUACAAGGCAGGAACUUGCACUCACAUUUUCCGAGAAAGCACUGGAUCGGCCAGGGACACCGCAGGGUGGUAUCAUUCUUCACUGGAUCAUGACCGUCUUCUACAUCUGUGUGACGGCUGCAUACACUCACAUCUCGGAUGCCAUAUCAUUCGCUGGGAAUUUGCUUGUGUACGGACAUUUUUGGGCAGAAGCUGCUGUCGCCCUCCUUUUCAUCCCAAUUGGUGCUUGGGGAUUCCGACCCAGACCUAUACUACGCUCACUGGCGCACGAGUGGCAUAUGGACAAGGACGGCCAUGAUCGUACUAGCGAGCCCGCAUCUUGGUUCAGGCCGAAGUUCGCUCCUUGGAUAGGUCCAUCGGUCCUGGGGCUGCUUGUCGCGACUUUCAGCAUUGCUAUAAUUGUGGCUGCGGUGGUCAAAAACUCCCAAACCCUGCUGUACGUCACGAUAGGCAUACUUGGAGCGGGAAUCUGCUACUGGAUGCUGUUUGUCAACUUUGAGACCUCGCGCACGAUAUUUGACGCUCUUGGCUUCCAAUUGUCUGCGCAGACGCAUGGUGUCGACGAUUUCAGUGAUCCCGACCGAGUAUGUCACUGGUGUGCAGAGGUCGACGGCGAGCAUCGCCAUCCCGUCGAGAGUUAUUUGACUUACAAUGUCAUCAGUUUGAAGGAUCAGGAAAGCCUACGCGCAAGAGUUCUGCACAGGGUAUUCGAUAGCAGCUCCUAGCUGUGGGUUUUCUCGCCGCAGAAUGCACAGGAGGGCAAUGGCGGAAUGUAGCGUCACAUUUAUACGUUGCGCAUCGGAAAAAUGAGAAUGCAUACCCGGCUUUUUCACCU
Pseudocercospora fijiensis CIRAD86 is the source of this 1237-nucleotide messenger RNA. RefSeq lists its product as uncharacterized. NCBI's taxonomy places the organism in Eukaryota, Fungi, Ascomycota, Dothideomycetes, Mycosphaerellales, Mycosphaerellaceae. Gene Ontology annotation, biological process: transmembrane transport. The coding region runs from base 30 to 1127 and encodes 365 amino acids. The transcript is spliced from 2 exons. Gene Ontology annotation, cellular component: membrane. The record is from RefSeq and is a predicted model, not a curated record. Gene Ontology annotation, molecular function: transmembrane transporter activity.